This is a messenger RNA of Fusarium verticillioides 7600, 1608 nucleotides long. RefSeq lists its product as hypothetical. Bases 1 to 1608 code for a protein of 535 amino acids. The record is from RefSeq and is a predicted model, not a curated record. Gene Ontology annotation, cellular component: membrane. NCBI's taxonomy places the organism in Eukaryota, Fungi, Ascomycota, Sordariomycetes, Hypocreales, Nectriaceae. Gene Ontology annotation, biological process: transmembrane transport; amino acid transport. Gene Ontology annotation, molecular function: transmembrane transporter activity. The transcript has 7 exons.
AUGGCUCAGAGCAUAGAAGCCCAGAACUCCGACAACAAGCCCGACAUCAACGUCACAAACAACUACGACGUUGAUGUCGGCAGAGUCGAAAAUGUCGAAUCUUUCAGCAAAAGCCCCGAUGCAGUCGAUGACAACAUCCUCCUCGCUCAGGGCCACGCCCCCGUGAUGAAGCGAUCGUUUGAUCUAUUGGGCACGCUUGGUCUUGGCUUCAGCAUCACCAACUCCUGGGUGUCAUACGCCAGCUGUUUCGGACAGAGUUUGCUCUACGGAGGUGCGCAGGCGACUGUGUUUGGACUGAUAGUCGCUUGCGCAGUGCAGUGGCUUAUCAUUCUUGGCCUUGCGGAGCAAGCCUCGGCGUUUCCAUCUUCGGGAGGGCAGUAUCACUUUACGUACAUUCUCUCUCCGAAGAGAUAUCGACGAUUCGCCGCCUUUGCUGUGGGCAUAAUCAGUGUUCUUGGUUGGUGGGUGAUUACCUGCUCUGGGAUCUCGAACAAUGUGCAGUGCAUCAUUGGCAUGGUCCUCUUUGUCAACCCUGAUUACCAGCCUCAGAACUGGCAUUCGUAUCUGUUAUACAUCGGGCUCAUCCUAAUCACACUCAUUCCCAUCUUUACCAUCCCGCAGAAGCACCUCGGAAAGUGGACGCAAGCAUGUCUCGCGAUAUCCGUCCUCGGCUUCGUCGUCGUCACCAUCACGAUCCUCGCCAUGAGCGAUGGGUACAACCACCCAAGCUUCAUCACCUCAUUCGAUGGAACAAGCGGCUGGCCUGAUGGCGUUGCCUGGGUCAUGAGUAUCGGCAAUGCCAUGUAUGCUUUCGCUAGCAUGGAUGCUGUGAUCCACGUCGCUGAGGAGAUGCAUCACCCAGGCAAGGCCAUUCCUCGAGCAAUGAAUCUUACCAUGAUCAUUGGUCUACUUACCUCAGUCCCAUUCAUCUUGGCCAUGAUGUUUGUCAUCAAGGAUCUCGAUGCGGUCAGGGUUGCCCAUCUGCCUAGUCUUGAAGUCUUUCACCAGGCUACUGGCAGCAAAUCAGCUGCACUUGGGCUUCAGUCUCUUCUUGUAAUCAUCUUUUACACAUGCAUGCCUAGCCAAUGGAUUACAUGCGGCCGAUUGACUUGGGCCUUCUCACGAGAUCGAGGACUUCCUUACUCCAACUACUGGAAUCACAUCUCGCCCUCCCUCGGCUUCCCUGUUCGCACGACUCUGCUGUCUGUUGGGUUUUGCAUCAUCUACGGACUGCUGUACAUGGCCAGCAGCCAAGCCUUCAACUCUAUCAUCACCACUGCCGUUCUUGGUGUGAACAUCUCGUACGCCGUCCCUCAAGCUAUUACUCUGAUCCACGGACGAGAGAACAAGCUGCCCCCAAGACCGUUUAAACUCGGAAAAGUCGGAGGUUAUCUCUGCAAUGCGUGGACUCCUCUUUGGGUUACGACGAUCGGCAUCUUUAUUUGUUUCCCCAAUGCCAUACCUGUGACUGCGGGGUCAAUGAACUACGUGUGCGUUGUACUUGGAUGCAUGAUGCUUAUCUUGGUUGGUCUCUGGUUCACUGUUCGUCGUUAUUUCGAUGGCCCUGCUAUCGAUUACGAAAUGUUGGGAUUGAGUCGUCCAGAGUAA